Malus domestica (apple) is the source of this 1324-nucleotide messenger RNA. Its product is annotated as protein DEHYDRATION-INDUCED 19 homolog 3-like. The record is from RefSeq and is a predicted model, not a curated record. NCBI's taxonomy places the organism in Eukaryota, Viridiplantae, Streptophyta, Magnoliopsida, Rosales, Rosaceae.
AGAUAUAUAUAGAUAAAAUCUGGUAAGAGAGAUAAAUUCAUCCUCAUUCCUGCUCUUCCUCCUUCUUUCUCCAGAAUCACCACCACCGCCAUCGCCACCGCCGCCGCCUUCGUCAACCAUCGUCAUCCUCAGCUCCUCCAGCUCAACCAACCCCAAAAGCUGAUUCCUUUUUCCCAUAUCAAUAAUCUCAUCAAUUCUUCAUUUCUAGGGUUUCUGAAUCUGAGAAAUCAGACCCAAAGGCGAAUCGCACCCCAAAGACCUUACCUUUUCGCUUAUAUUCGUAAAGGGUAGUUAGCUAUGGACGGUGAUUCCUGGAGCGCCCGUCUUUCUUCUGCCUCUCGGCGUUAUCAAUCCGCUCUUCAAUCUCGAUCUGAUAUGUUCAUGGGGUUUGAAGAAAUUGAUGGGGAUGAUGAUAUAAGGGAGGAAUUUCCAUGCCCGUUCUGCUCCGAAUACUUUGACAUUGUCGGAUUGUGCUGCCACAUUGAUGAAGAGCACCCAGUGGAGGCAAAAAAUGGGGUAUGUCCGGUUUGUGCAAUGAGGGUGGGGGUUGAUAUGGUUGCGCACAUUACCCUACAACAUGGAAGUAUAUUCAAGAUGCAACGCAAGAGGAAGACAAGGAAAAGUGGAGCUCAUUCAACUCUAUCUUUGUUGAGGAAAGAGCUGCGGGAAGGAAAUUUGCAGUCUCUUUUUGGGAACUCUUCCUGUUUACUUUCCUCCUCCAAUGCAGCGCCUGAUCCAUUGUUGUCACAAUUUAUUUUGCCUAUGGCAGAUGAUUUUGUUAGCAUGCCACCCUUCUCAACUGAAACAAGCUCAGCCAAGAAAAGUUCAGUUGAGAAAGUAUCAGAACGAAAUGUGCAGUCGCCUCCUCUGUCCAUCAAGGAUAAGGAAGAGAAGACGAAAAGGUGUGCGUUUGUUCAGGGGAUGUUGUUGUCCACCGUUCUUGACGACGGUUUAUGAAUUUCCUCAUGGCGCCGCCGCUGGAGUGAACGUUUUCACAACCGAGAGCGAAGUCCGUUGCAUUCUGUGGUUGGUUUGUAGCUGAGGGUAUUUCCCAAUGGUUAUUGAGCACAAGGAGUGUGUGGAAUAAGUUGUAGGAGUUUCAGUGUAAUUAUGUUGGCAUGUGAACUUUAGUUUUAUAGGCCUCAACAGAACUCUCGUCAAUUGUCGUUUUCAGGUCGUUUUUUAGUUCUUUUUUAAAGGGAAAGAAAAGAAAAGAAAAUAACUACUUUUCCUUCAAUGCUUCUCUCUCAAAACCCCUUUAAGCAUUUUGUACGGAUCUUUGUUCUUCCACAGCAAAUCUGAGUUAGGUCAGUCGGUCAAGGUA